CCGGACACCCGGGUAAUAAAGUGCGAAGAAGUGGAGUGGUCUUGUCGAGAGGAAAGGCGGACGGAACAGGAGGAGACCCCAGGAAAUGAAAGUAAUAAUUAUCGAGUGCUUGACUUAGUCCCAUUUUCGGAAUCAACUGAGGGACGUCUUCUGUACACACCAUUAAGCUACCAGCAUAGUCUAGAACAGUCAGAACCUCCUCCAACCCCUACGUUUUCGCCAAAGUGGAGUCCUGGUAUAGAAAUUUACCGUCCAGUUGCCUUACCAUCUGCGCUGCAAAGACAGAGUGACGUGUUUGUUCCAUAUACGCAGGAAAGUAGAGCACAACCAACCUUUGAAAGUUCCUACAAAACACCAUGGGCUACUCCAGCAUCAGAUCCAUCUCCGAUGCUUGGAUCAUCAAGUCGAUUUUCUACAGCUGGCAGCAGCGGUCAGAUUCAGCUAUGGCAAUUUCUGCUAGAAUUACUAGCGGACGGUGGGAAUGCCUCUUGUAUCACAUGGGAAGGGGGCAACGGGGAAUUUCGCCUCACAGACCCAGAAGAAGUUGCCCGAAGAUGGGGAAGGCGAAAAAGCAAACCACACAUGAAUUACGACAAACUCAGUCGUGCUUUGAGGUAUUACUAUGACAAAAACAUUCUAACGAAAGUUCAAGGGAAGAGAUACGCUUAUAAGUUCGAUUUCCAAGGAUUGCAAGCAGUGUCCCAAUCACCUAUUCCAGAAACUCAAACGUACAAAUAUCAAUCGCCUGACGUUUUCCUGUCUGCAGGGCCUCCAAGGAUCGAUUUGGGCCCAGGACCCAGCUUGUUCCAACCUCAGACAACAUACUGGAGUUCGCCAGGACUGUAUCCAGGUUUACCACCAACGCAUACGUUGCAAAGUCACGUUGCUCACGUAUCUAGUCAUCCUCCUGGUGCUCUAUCUAGUCAUUUUUCUCAUUAUGCAUAGUUCAUUUGUUUUUUGGGCAUAGAUCAUUUUCAAUGAAAUGCGUCAAUUGCAGUGAUUGCAGGGUUUUUCCAAAGUGACUGUUUAUUUCCGCAUAAAAGUCAAAUGGCGAGAAACAAAGAAUGAAUAUCAGACAAACCUAAACAUCAAGUAGAAAUUUCAACCAUAGAACGAAGAGAAACACCAAAACGUAUUUUUUCGUAAUUUCGUGAAAAGGGGCUUAUCUUAUGGGCAUUUCUCUGAUAUUACAAAACGUCAUGGCAAAGCUACAAAAGACUUUACUACAACUGUUAUAGUCACUAAGUGACAGAAUGCUGAUGUCUCACAAGCGUCACACUGGGACACAUUUGUGACAUGUUUCAUGUGACUUCACUGCGGCAGUUAGUCGCUGACCCAUCACCUUAGGACCUUCUGAAGAUGUCACAGUAACAUACUUUUGUGAGGUCGUAAUGGACUGAUAUUCGUAAGUUGCUGCAACUUGUUGAUGACUUUUGAGUGCCCGUCACACGACGGGGACCCUACUGAAACCAUCAAGUGACUUUCACAAAAAGCUCCUGCUUAACUCACUGUGGUGUUAGGAAUAUGAAUAAUAAACUUUGUACCCCAGAGCCAGACUAGCGUAAGUCCAAAAAAUGCGAUUUUCAGUUUAUUAGUGCAUUGUAUGUAGAAUCCUAUUCCGAAUCGAGCUAUAUGAACGUAAUGGGGUCGUUUCCAAUAUUUUAAAAGUAUUUUUUUCUGAAAGAACAUGCUUAAAAACAUAGGAUGUAACCAUUUUUAAAUAAUUUGUUUAAGUUUAAUAUUUUCAAAAAAUUACUUAAGCAGGUGAUCUUUCAUUGUUUACAUUUCUUGCCGAUGACAUCACAAAUUAUGAAAUGCCAUUCUGUGUUGCCAUUCACAGAGCAAAAUAUUUAAUUCGCAUUUUUACUCACGUGUAUUGGCGACGAUAUGGUUGAUAGCAAGCGUAGAGAGCAAUUUUAAUGCACUUCUUGAUUAUCGUAACGUGGAAAUGCGGUACAAAGAUGCGCCAAAAAGUAUCAUUUGUAACGUCAUCAAGACCACGCCUUGUUUGAAAAAUCAGACAUUUAAAAAAAUUAAUUAAAAAAUAACUGUUGGGAAAAUGAAAGAAUUUUCUGGGUUCAUGUAUUUUUUUGGCUUAUUCUAUCAAUUUCAGUGACUAAAAGUACUACUUUUGACUGAAAGAAACAACCCCAUUCUAAAAAAUAAUAUCCAUUGCAAUUUUUUUACCAGGGUUAAAGAGUGCAAGUCCCAUCCCUUGUGUACAUCAGGUGAACGUUUUCCCUCUCUUCUGUAAUGUAGCGAUUAUGUGACUUACGUUAGUCUUGUUCUGAAGUACAGAACUGAGCCAACCAAUCAGUUCAAAGAAUGCCGUAGCCAAUUUAUUGUCAAUCUUAGGUCGAAAGUUAUGUGAAAUACUUACUUCCCAACUUUAACUGAAGUUACUCAUAAACUUACUAUUUCAUAGCUUUGAAAUAUAACUGUAGCAUUAACUUACCACAUAACUGUCAAAUUGCCAAACAUAGCCUUACUUCGUUUCUCAAUUCUUUUAAUUAAGAACCAUAUAUUUUUAUUGUGUACAUUGGCAAGUUAUAUCUGCAUAUGUAUCUUGUACUGCUGGAACAAUUAUCUUUUAAAGUAAAUAUUGCUUUCCUUCUUCAAAGCUUUAAAAUAAAAUGAGAUAAAAGUCCUUUCUUAAAACUACUGCUUAAAAAUUGUUUGUCUAAUCGGCAAAUGAAAAUCGGUAAGUAGUCAAUUAAAUUGAAAAUUUUAUUCUUUUUUUUAUUAUGAAAUCUAAUAACAAUUUUGUAAAAGGUUAUAAAGUAUUUUUACUUGCAGCAAAAUGUUUUUAUUGUUUAACUCCGUCAUUUACAGUUUUAAUCUAUAAGUAUCUUUCUUUAAAUGAAUAUUUUAAAAUUAUA
Uloborus diversus is the source of this 2879-nucleotide messenger RNA. RefSeq names its product transcriptional regulator ERG homolog. Gene Ontology annotation, cellular component: nucleus. Gene Ontology annotation, molecular function: sequence-specific DNA binding; DNA-binding transcription factor activity, RNA polymerase II-specific. NCBI's taxonomy places the organism in Eukaryota, Metazoa, Arthropoda, Arachnida, Araneae, Uloboridae. Gene Ontology annotation, biological process: cell differentiation; regulation of transcription by RNA polymerase II. The transcript has 5 exons. The coding region runs from base 388 to 945 and encodes 185 amino acids. The record is from RefSeq and is a predicted model, not a curated record.